GAAGUGGCAGCGGGCGCCGCCAUCUUGUCGAGCGCAGGCUCCGGGCACCGCGGUGUUGUGCAGAGCGGCGUCUGCACCGACGGACGAGGGUUAGCAACGCAAAGCAAGCAGUCUGGCUGCGGUCGUGCAGUGCACCCUUCAUCAUUUAUGAUCUUGUGCUGCAAGUGAUCACGCAAGAUGUUCUACGCUCACUUUGUGUUGAGUAAAAGGGGGCCGCUUGCCAAAAUUUGGCUUGCAGCCCAUUGGGACAAGAAGCUGACUAAAGCCCACGUAUUUGAAUGUAAUCUGGAGAGCAGCGUGGAAAGCAUUAUUUCCCCCAAGGUCAAGAUGGCCUUGCGAACCUCUGGGCAUCUUUUGCUCGGUGUGGUCAGGAUUUAUCAUAGAAAAGCCAAAUAUCUUUUGGCAGACUGCAAUGAAGCCUUCAUAAAGAUUAAAAUGGCUUUUCGUCCAGGUGUGGUAGAUCUUCCAGAAGAGAACCGAGAAGCUGCAUACAAUGCUAUCACCUUGCCCGAAGAAUUUCAUGAUUUUGACCAACCACUACCGGACUUAGAUGAUAUUGAUGUGGCUCAGCAGUUUACCCUGAACCAGAGUAGAGUGGAAGAAAUCACAAUGAGAGAGGAAGUUGGUAACAUCACUUUAAUUCAGGAUAAUGACUUUGGUGACUUUGGAGUAGAUGACCGAGAGAUUAUGCGAGAAGGAAGCACAUUUGAAGAAGAUAUAAUGGGAAGCACUAGUGAUUCCAAUCUGUUGUUGGAGCCAGUACAGAACACCACAUCUCAGCUGGCUGAGAAAAGUAACCAUCUGGCGUAUGAUGAUCCCCUCAAAAAUGAUGGAUUUGGGGAUGGUAUUGAUGGUGGAAUUCUUGAUGAUAAACUUUUAAGUCACAAUGAUGGUGGUAUCUUUGAUGAUCCACCAGUGUUAACAGAUGGUGGAGUACUGAUGCCGGAAGAACCUGUCCAUAAUGAUGAUGAAGAUGAUGUCAUGUCCAUCGGCGGGCCUGACAGUCCAGACUCUGAUGAUCCUGUUGAACCUCUUCCAACCAUGACUGAUCAGACAACAUUGGUACCAAAUGAAGAGGAAGCAUUUGCAUUGGAACCAAUUGAUAUAACUGUUAAGGAAACAAAAGCCAAGAGGAAGAGGAAGCUGAUUGUAGACAGUGUUAAGGAACUGGACAGUAAAACUAUUCGGGCACAACUAAGUGAUUACUCUGACAUUGUAACAACGUUGGAUCUUGCACCACCAACCAAAAAACUUAUGAUGUGGAAAGAGACAGGUGGUGUGGAGAAGUUAUUCUCGCUUCCAGCUCAACCCCUCUGGAAUAACAGAUUGUUGAAACUGUUCACACGUUGCCUCACUCCAAUUGUACCAGAUGAGCUGAGAAAAAAGAGAAAGGGAGGUGAGGCAGACAAUUUGGAGCAGUUCCUGAAAGAGAUUGAAAAUCCAGAGGUGCCAAGGGAAGAGCAGCAGCCACAACAACAGCAGCAGCGUGAUGUAAUUGAUGAACCCAUCUUGGAAGAGCCCAGUCGCCUGCAAGAAUCUAUAUUAGAGAGCAGUAGGACUGCAUUAGAUGAGUCAAUCAUGCCACCACCACAGAGAAUUGCCAAGCGUAAAUCAAAGGAAAUGGAACCUGAGCCUCCAUUACCACAAGAAGAGCAACAACAGCCACAGCAACAAGAACAGGAACUGCAGAUUCCAGCUGUAGAGCUUCCUCCGGAGGAACAAUUGCACAUCACUGACCUUGUCCCAGAACUUGCAGUUCUGCCAGAGAAAAAAGAAAAAGAUGAAGAGGAAGAGGAGGAGGAAGAGGAAACGGUUGGAGGUGAACAGGAUCAGGAAGAAAGGCGGUGGAAUAAGAGAACUCAACAAAUGCUUCAUGGACUACAGAGAGCUUUGGCUAAAACAGGAGCUGAAUCUAUUAGCCUGGCAGAUCUAUGCCGGAAAAAUAACCGAAAACAAGCAGCUGCAAAAUUCUACAGUUUCUUAGUAUUGAAGAAGCAACAGGCAAUUGAGCUUACACAGGCUGAGCCUUACAGCGACAUCAUUGCAACUCCAGGACCCAGGUUCAAUAUUGUCUGAUCUUAUGGCUAGUGUUUAUUCACUAGAUAUGUAUUGCCCCGAGUGGGGAAUUGAGACCAUUGCAACUCUUUGAUAUGAUGGUUUUAUGUAUAUUGACUAUUAAAAGAUUAUUUUGGACAGAGAAACUUCAAUAUUUGGGAUAGGUGUGUUAUUCCAGUGUUUAUGACAAAGAAAAAUAAUUUUCACUCCAUGGCGGGUUUUAUACUGAAAAAAUCAUGAUUGGAAAAAUGCUAAACAUUCAGAUUAUGAACGCAUUUAGUAUGUUUCUGUGCAAAUAUAAUUAUGGGUUUAUUGAUAGAAUUAUUCAAGAAAGUCAUGUGUACCACCAUUGCUGGUAGAUUAUCUCAAUAAGAUGUAUUUUUAUUAAAAUUACAACAAAGUACUAUAGAAUUGGUAGUGAACAUUUGCACUUAAGUUAACUUUUACAAUUGUGUGCUGGUUCCUUUGUAUUGAGAUUUUAUUUUAGAACACAGGCUACCAGUAUACCCAUUCUGCACUGGAAUUUCAAAUUAUUUGUUAAAAUACAACCAAGGACAUACAAAAUAUUCAGUUAAUUCUAAUGUCAUGCUCAUAAUUCUAGGAUGCUCUAACUGUCUGGAGUGUUACAAAGCUGUUUUCAUUUUAAACAUUAUGUGCCUGUAAGCUUCAAUCCACUUUUUUGUAUAAAAUGUGUAGAUAAUUUUUAAUGAAUGUCUAAUUAUGGAAAAGAUGACAGCUUUCAUUUGAAGCAGCAUUUUGCUGAUGCUACUGAGUCUUUAGUUUGUUGCUUAAUUAGGUCAUUGCUAAAUGUUGCUGAACAGUGAUAGUUCUUGCUGUUAUGUAUAACUUUUUUAAUAAAAUACUUGUAUCAGUUUUGGGAGUUUUGUCUUGUGCAAC
Mobula hypostoma (lesser devil ray) is the source of this 2952-nucleotide messenger RNA. RefSeq names its product RAD21 cohesin complex component b (gene rad21b). NCBI's taxonomy places the organism in Eukaryota, Metazoa, Chordata, Chondrichthyes, Myliobatiformes, Myliobatidae. Bases 178 to 2076 code for a protein of 632 amino acids. Gene Ontology annotation, biological process: replication-born double-strand break repair via sister chromatid exchange; sister chromatid cohesion. Gene Ontology annotation, cellular component: meiotic cohesin complex. The transcript is spliced from 14 exons. The record is from RefSeq and is a predicted model, not a curated record. Gene Ontology annotation, molecular function: protein binding; chromatin binding.